Bursaphelenchus okinawaensis is the source of this 3921-nucleotide messenger RNA. The record is from the annotation of a GenBank genome assembly. Lineage: Eukaryota; Metazoa; Nematoda; Chromadorea; Rhabditida; Aphelenchoididae.
AUGGUAAGUACAAGAAUGUUAAAUUUGCAUUAUUUUUAGCUUCUUUUUGCAUUCCUCACAAUACUAUGUGUUAGUGCUAAGAAUCCUGCUUCAUCUACGCCCACAAAACUUUGUUUGAACCCAAAAUGUACAGGUAUGUUAACAAGAAGGUAUAAGAAAAUAUUGCUUUAGAUCUUGUUUAUACGACAACAGCGGCACGGAAGUACCAGGCUAAUCAUGAAAGGAUGUUGAACCUUGAGGUAGACACUCCGGUCAAAGUGUUCGGAUUCAAGUUCAGCAACAGAGAUGUUGUUCUAGCUGAGGUAUGUUAGUAUUUUUUGGGUAAUAUUUUAAUUUAGGUAAAUAACCGACUUGGAUGGGUGCAUCAAGGAUUUCUGAAUCUUGAGCCGUACUACUUUUUCCUUGAAUCUGCUUUGAAACAGAACACCAAGAUUUAUAAGGUGGAACAGAACGAAGAUGGUCGAGUUGACCAAGUUGUAGGUAUGUUAAAUAUUUUGUUCAAAAGUUAAAUUCAAAACUUAUUUAAUGUUGAGAAGUGAGUUUAUACAAGCCAUAAUUUUAGCCGAGAUCGAUGCCAAUCCUACGCUGUACAUAGAUUACAAGGUGGUUGCUGAAAGAGUUCAACUUAAACCAGAAGAGAUCCCAUUGCUACAGCAAGAAGAGCCUGCUAACAGUCACGGUCAUAGUCACAGUCAUGGCCAUAGUCACGGUGGACACAGUCAUGAUCAUCAUCACGAAACUGUUUCAACAACGUUGCCUCCCGUAUCGACAACUUUGACUCCAGUGUCUUCAACGCUGUCUGCAGAAUCGUUAACGGUGCCUCCAUUAGCGUCUACGGUGGCUCCUGCAGCUCAACUUUUGACUUCAGAAUCGUCAACGUUGCCUCCGGUAACGUCAACUUUGACUCCAGUUUCUUCAACGUUACCUACAGAAGCAUUAACAGUGCCCCCAGUAGCGUCGACAAUGCCUCCAGUGUCUUCAACUUUAAGUUCCGAAUCGUCUACUCUGACUUUAGAAUCGUCAACAUUACCUCCAGAAACAUCUACUUUGCCUACAGUAUCUUCAACUUUGUCUUCUGAAUCGUUAACUUUGCCUCCAGUAGCGUCGACGUUGUCACCUGUAUCUUCAAGUUUAAGUCCCGAAUCGUCACAAUUACUUCCAGAAGUAGCUGCUUUGCCUACAGCAUCUUCAACGUUGUCUUCAGCAUCGUCUACCGUGUCUCCCGCAUAUUCGACGUUGCCUCCAGUAUCUUCAACCAUGUCUUCUGAAGCAUCAAGCGUGCCCCCUGUGUAUUCCACGGUGCCUCCAGUGUCGUCAACAUUGUCUUCAGCAUCAUCGCCCGUGCCGCCAGUGUAUUCGGCAUUGCCUCCAGUGUAUUCAACGCUAUCUUUACCCUCAUCGACCGUGCCUCCAACAACGUCAACGCCGCCUCCAACAUCGACAACGUUGUCUUCAUCAGCCUUGCCUUCAACAUCUUCAACGGCACUACCAUUAUCAUCAACAGUGAUCCCCGUAGCUUCUAAGUUAUCAGCUACACCAACGGCAGUUCUAAGCGAAGUUAAUACUCUUUAUUUGGUUUUGACCUUCUUUGUUCUGUCGUCGGUCGUUUACCUUGUAGGUAAACUCUUGGAGGAUAAAGGUAAGACGAAGUAUCCGAUAUCUAUCUUUUUUUAGAAGCCCCAGACGCUCUGGAUAAAAGGAAGUUCUUUGAUGCUAUGACUAAAAUAAAGGAGCUGGAAGUGCUUAAUGAAAAGCUAAAGAAUCAGACACCGUCAUCUCAAGAGCUCGCUCAAGUCGAUAGUUAUCGACAGAAAAUAUUUGCUUUGGAAGAACAAGUACGUCAAUUGCAACAAAGAGUUGUGGAUCCAGCUGUACUCCAAGGAAAAGAUGCUCAGAUAACCACCUUCCAAGCCGAAAUUAAACGAUUGACUGAAGUUGUGAAUGAGAAGGAACAAAUGUAAGUUUCGAACAACAUAAAACAACUUUUUCAGUAUCAAAGAACUUGAUGGUGAGAGGAAUGCUUUUGAAGAAAAAGUUCAGCAAGUUGAUGAACAGAAGCACAUUGUUGAGAAGAAGCUUAACAAUAAGAUCGAACAUCUGCAAAGAGAUCUCACGGAAUCUGAAAACAAAUUGGAACAACUGGAGAUUAUUCUUCCAGAAAAGGAAAACACCAUUUCUACCCAAAUUGAACAGAUUACCAAAUUGUCAGCCGAAGUGAAGGAAUACAAACUGUACAACGAAGAGCUGUCUAAAAUGGUGGUCGAUUUGCAGGAGAAGCUCACAAAAGCCGAAGAAAGUGGCAGCAGCGUGAAGAGUGGCGAUGGAGAGAGUUGGUCUGACAUCGACAAGGCCGAAGUUGAAAAGGCUGAUCAAGAGCUAUCUGGAUCGGGAACAGUGGUUCUGGCGGAGUCUUCGUUAACAUCAUCAAUUGAUAAGAAGACGGAAACCAAACCCCACAGUGAAGAUGUUAGUGGUUUGGUGAAGGCAAAUGUGGAGAUCAACAAGUUGACUCAAGAAAAGAAGCAUUUAGAGUAAGUUUUUUAAACAUAUUACGCAUUUAAUUAUGACGUUUCAAGUUGUACGGAGGCUAUUUAUUUAACAUUUUUUUAGAAAUGCCAAAAAGUUGUUGGAGGAUAAGGUUCUUGUCCAAGAUAAACAGAUUGUCGAACUGAAUACUAAAAUCGACUCAUUGAACGAGGAACUGAAGGAAAAGAAGGCCGAAGUCAAGGAAAAACAUGCUGAAAUCAAGGAGAAGACGGCCGAACUCAAAGCAUUAACUGAAAAGAAUACUGAAAAUUACGGACGAGUUCUGGAGGCUAAUACCGAAGUGAAGGCUCUGGUUUUAGAAAAGUCUAGGAUCGAAAAUGUGAACAAGGAUCUGGAGCGAUCGAUAGCAGAAUUGGAGAAGAAGUUGAAGAGAGCGGAGGAAUACGAAGCCAAGCUGAAGAACAAGUUAUUCCAUGACGAGCGAGAUCACCAGAAGAAGGUCAAGACGUUGGAGGAGAAGUUGGCCAACAUGGCCAGUCUUCAAACAGUCAGCAACAAGUCACUGGAUCCAGGAAAUCUGUCAAUGGCGUCUAACGACUUGUUCCCCAAUGAAGUUCCGUCCCUUUGGUCUACAUUAGAACCCUACAACGCCAACACUUCGUUGGAUGAGUGAGUUUUAUUUUAGUUCUGUAUUAAUUAAGUGGUUAUUUAGUUAGUUGUAAAUCUAAGGCAGUUAUGAUUAUUUUUCUAAUCAAUGGAUGAUUAUAGAAGCGAGUCCAACUACGUGCCAGGCAGGUCGGAUCCCCGACGAAGAAGUCUACGCAUCGAUCACAACAUAAGCCCACGAUCAGGAGAAUCUGGAAACGGAAAUGAAAUCCGCCUUCCAAAGCCUGUGAUGCCUCGAGAGUCAGCACGUGAACGUUCGGAGCUACCAUCGAGGGGACUUCCUCAACGACGAAUGAGGUAUGGUUAUUGACAUGAGUUUAUUAAUUAUGUCGAAAUGCUUGCGAUGAAACUGAGAUAAACUAAUGUCAAAUAGUUUAAACGUUUUCUAUUGAUACAUAACUCCAAUAUUUUUUCAGGUCGAGGUCAGCUGGACGUUAUCCACGCGAUGCCUAUCCUAACACGCAACAGGUCCCAUCAGGAAGGUUGUCUGCAGGGCGUGUUGGAGGCCACAUUUCUCCCGCAACGUCUCUCUUCCACACAAAUUCACCAUACUACGGAGAACCAUCAGGAGCAAUGUUGCCUCGCCCUUCAUCUGGUGGAAGGUUACCAAAAGUACCUUCAAACCUAUCGAACUUGUACUACUCCUCAGACGGGUCACCUCCACCCAAUAUUGUACAAAGAGGUGGUGUGCCUCCGGUCAAAAACGUAAACCGACCAACAACGCUUCGAGGAGCUCUUAAGUUACACCCGCCGAAGCCACAAAAAUGA